This is a messenger RNA of Necator americanus (New World hookworm), 300 nucleotides long. RefSeq lists its product as uncharacterized. The transcript has a single exon. The record is from RefSeq and is a predicted model, not a curated record. The coding region runs from base 1 to 300 and encodes 99 amino acids. Lineage: Eukaryota; Metazoa; Nematoda; Chromadorea; Rhabditida; Ancylostomatidae.
AUGGCAGUAAACAUCGACUCUUUCGAACAACCUACAACCCGAAUCGGACGUAUACAGAUGAGAAGAUGUGGUCCAACGCCAGCUUUGACAAUCUUCGUCGCUUACGCUCCAACACCAAGCUACGAAGGAGUCGAAGCUUUUUAUAGGAAUCUAGAGAAGUUCUAUAGAGAAGACCAUACCUUCUACAAGGUUAUAAUUGGUGAUUUCAACGCCACAAUUGGCCCCAGAAGAAUGCCUGAAGAACUUCACAUCGGAACCAGCGGCCUGCAAUGGAAUGAGCAAGGAGAGAGGCUUUCAUAG